AUGAGUAAAAAUAAUGAAACAUUUACUGAUCGUUGGCUACAAACAUUAAAUCCAAAAAUUUUAAAAUUUUUAAAAAGAAAAAGUUUCAAUAAAAUGACACCCGUACAGGCUAUAACAAUUCCACUUUUUCUUAAACAUAAAGAUGUUUGUGUUGAAGCUGUAACUGGUAGUGGAAAAACACUUGCAUUUAUUGUACCAAUACUUGAAAUGCUUUUAAAAAAAUAUACAAAUGAUAAUAAUUUUGAUAAAUAUCAUAUACAUUCAUUAAUUAUAUCACCAACACGUGAGUUAGCUCAACAAACAUUUGAGGUCACCAAUGAAUUUAUUCAAUCAUUUAAUGAUCAAAAACAUUUUUCAUGUAUUCUAUUUGUUGGUGGUACAAAACAUGAAUAUGAUAUAGAACAAUUUCAAAAGAAUGGUGGAACAAUUGUUAUUGCAACACCAGGUCGUUUUGAAGAAUUACUUAAAAUAAAAAAUACUUCAUUUAAUCUUAUUUCAAAUCUUAAAAGUCUUGAAAUGCUCAUUUUGGAUGAAGCUGAUCGUUUAUUAGAUUUGGGAUUUUUAACUAGUCUAAAUGCCAUUUUCGAUGCUCUUCCUAAACAAAGACGAACCGGUUUAUUUUCUGCAACUCAAACCGAUGAAUUAGAAAAAUUAAUUCGUGCUGGCCUUCGAAAUCCUGUACGAAUAACCGUUAAACAAACUGGCUCAGCUGCUGAUCAACGUACACCAUCAUCAUUAAAAAAUGUUUAUAUGAUAUGUGAACCAAAUGAAAAAUUAAGUCAAUUAAUUCAUUUUAUAAAUGAACAUCGUCCAGCUAAGAUAAUGAUAUUUUUUUCUACAUGUGCUUGUGUACAAUAUUUUGCAAGUAUACUUAAAUAUCUUUUUCGCUCAUCAACAUCAACAAAAAUUUAUUCAAUACAUCGAAAAUUACGUAAUAAACGUUCAACUGUUAUUGAACAAUUUCGUACUGAAACAUCAACAACAACAACAACUAUCCUUUUAUGUACAGAUAUUGUUGCACGUGGUAUUGAUUUACCUGAUGUUGAUUGGGUUAUUCAAUUUGAUCCACCAACAACAGUUGUACAAUUUGUUCAUCGUUGUGGUCGAACAGCUCGUCUUGGUAGACUUGGAAAUGCACUUUUAAUGCUUCUACCAAAUGAAGCUGCAUAUGUGAAUUUUCUUCUCAAUAGUCAAAAAGUACCAUUAAGUGAAAUGGUGACAGCCGAUAUAAAAACUAUUGAAAAUGUUGUACCCAUCGUACGACAAUUAGCAACUACUGAUAAAGCUAUUUAUGAUCGAUCGAAACAAGCAUUUGUUUCUUAUGUCCAAGCUUAUGCUAAACAUGAGUGUUCACUUCUUUUACGUUUAAAAGAACUUGAUUUAUGUGGAGUUGCUCAAGGUGCUUUUGCACUUCUUCAUUUACCAAAAAUGCCUGAAUUAAAAAAUCGUGAUACAUCAAAUUUUAAUCAACAAAAUCAACCAAUUGAUCCGGAAUCUAUUCCAUAUAAAGAUAAAAGUUUAGCAAAAAAACGACAAAUGGAAAAAGAAGAUCCAAACAUGAAAAUAAAAAAACGUGUUAAAACCGUUGCAUUUUCGAUAAAAAAAGAAAACAAACUUAAAAAACGUUUAAAACGUUUACGUCGGGAACAAGCAGAAAAUGAACGAAUACUUGGUGCUGAAAAUGAACUUGCUGAAAAUGAAAAACAUAUUGAUGACAUUGCAAAAGAAUAUAGUAAAUUGAAAAAACAACGACGAUUACAAAGAUAUAAUGUAAGAAUACUUUAUUUUAUUUGA
Rotaria sp. Silwood1 is the source of this 1794-nucleotide messenger RNA. NCBI's taxonomy places the organism in Eukaryota, Metazoa, Rotifera, Eurotatoria, Philodinida, Philodinidae. The record is from the annotation of a GenBank genome assembly.